Molecule: messenger RNA, 550 nt
Organism: Prunus mume (Japanese apricot)
Lineage: Eukaryota; Viridiplantae; Streptophyta; Magnoliopsida; Rosales; Rosaceae
Source: RefSeq, a predicted model, not a curated record
UUCGUAGACUAUGCUCAAGGGAAUCCAUUAGUCCUCACAGCUAUGGGUUCACUUUUACAUCGGAAAAGUAUAGAUCAAUGGCCCUCUAUAUUAGAAAGGUACGAAAGAGCUCCUGCCUCAGAUAUUCACGAAAUCCUCAAAAUAACUAAGGAGGAGCAUGACUUGCAAUUUCUUCGGAGAUUAAUUAGAGAUGAAGAUGAUGAAGAAGAUGAAGAAGAUGAAGAAGGUGAAGAUGAUGAAGAAGAUGAAGUAGAUGAAGAAGGUGAAGAUGAUGAAGAAGAUGAAGAAGAUGUGAGCGGACUAAACGAAGUUGGAAGCCUUGACAUGCUUGAAGCUGUCGAGUCUGAAGCUGAUGACGUCGAUGUUAUGGCGGUGUCUACAACUCCAAGAUACAACCCAAAGGCCUCACAGGAUGUCUGGUCCAUUAUGCACGCCAACGGCAGACGGGUAUGCCAAGUGUUGAUCGAUUGCCCAGGAAAUAGAUAAAGAGAAUUGUAGGAGAUGGAGAAUGAUGAGUGUGAUUCAGAUAUGGAGGAUGAGAGUAACAAAG